AUGCUUCAAUGGUACCAGCGCUGUCUUCGUUCCUCGCCCCUUCUCACGCAAAGCGUCACGACCAGCGUACUCUUCGCUGCCGGCGAUAUCUCAGCACAGCAACUCAUUGAAAAGAGGAAACCUGAAGCGCAUGAAUGGGCGCGAACCUGCCGCAUGGCAUGCUAUGGAGGCCUCGUAUUCGGGCCCGCAGCGUCAACUUGGUAUAGACUCAUUGCUAGCCAGAUCAACUUUCGAGAUAUGAGAAAGACUCUUCUGGCCAGAGUGGCUUGCGAUCAACUGGUCUUCGCACCAGUCGCUACCGGCGUCUUCCUGUCGAGCAUGGCGCUGCUCGAGGGUGCAGAUCCAAGACAAAAGCUUGACGAGAGCUAUUCCACAGCACUGGGAACUAAUUACCUGGUUUGGCCCAUGGCACAGUUUGUCAAUUUUAAAUUUGUUCCCGUGCAGCACCAACUCUUAUUCGUGAAUGUUGUCAGUCUCGGCUGGAACUGCUUCUUAAGCUGCUUGAAUAGUGGCAGCAAAGAGGCGAUUCAGCACUCGCAGGUUUUGUAA
This is a messenger RNA of Aspergillus puulaauensis, 549 nucleotides long. Its product is annotated as Mpv17/PMP22 family protein. Gene Ontology annotation, cellular component: mitochondrion; cytoplasm; membrane. NCBI's taxonomy places the organism in Eukaryota, Fungi, Ascomycota, Eurotiomycetes, Eurotiales, Aspergillaceae. The transcript is spliced from 3 exons. Bases 1 to 549 code for a protein of 182 amino acids. The record is from RefSeq and is a predicted model, not a curated record.